GCCAAGUUGAACUGAUCUCAAGAGUAAUAUUGUACACAGUCAGGUUGUCUGACAUGUAUUUACAGGUCUUUUACAGGCCUUUAAUAGGCAUUCUUAUUUUAGCCGGUUCUAGGUCAGCCUGUGAAUACUCGCCAGGCAUAUGCGGGGCCUGGGCAGAUGGGGAUAUACGGAUUGGGGUGCUCAAUUCCUGUCAUUCCAAAGUACAGACGCUACAGGUGCGGGAACGUCCAGAAAAAUACAACUGCACAGAAUUAAAUCUCCUUUCACUUGUAAGGAUUCUAGCUGUUGUGCAUACUAUUGAAACAAUCAAUAACUCCAGCUACCUUCCGGGUGUGCGACUGGGCUACUACAUCUGUGACACCUGCUCUGAUGCCUCUAAAGCCAUUCAGAGCACCGAGCAGCUGCUGGCCGUGAAUGGCACACUGUCUGUCCAAUGUGAGGUGCUUGAAAGGCCUAAUGUAAAAGCAAUCAUUGGAGCACGCUUCUCGGAAGACUCCCUAGCAGUGGCUCGUCUUCUGAGUCUAUACAUGGUCCCACAGAUAAGCACAACAUCAUCUGCACAAACGCUUAGUGAUAGGGUACGAUAUCCAGCAUUCCUACGUACCAUUCCCAGUGAUGUUCACCAAACCAAAGCUCUGGCUAAUUUCAUGAAACACUUUCACUGGGACUGGGUUGGGGUGGUCUAUGGGGAUGAUGAUUAUGGGAAAAAUGCCUUGCAAAGCUUCUUGGCAGAUGCAGAAAAUGUAGAUAUCUGCCAAGCUUUUAAAGAAGUAUUGCCUCAUUACCUAGCUCACGAUGAAAUCGAAAAAAGGAUCCAAGAGGUGGCGGAAACAAUCCUCUCAUCUGAAGCUAAAGUUGUGUUACUUAUCCUAAAGGAAGAGCUGGUCUCUAAACUCUUCAAGGAGAUGAUUCGGCAGAACAUCUCACGUACUUGGAUUGCAAGUGAUGCUUGGUCAAUGUCACGAAAUAUAUCGCGAAUGGAUGGAAUCAAUCAAUUAGGUGACAUUUUUGGGUUCACAUUCAUCACUGGCCCUAAUCCUGGUUUUAAGGAGUUUCUGCAUCAGCUGACUCUUGCUCCGGGCUCGGUAAACCUCUUCCUUGAGGAGUAUAAGCAGUUAGGGAAAGACACAGGUUUUCUGACGGAAGCUGUCGACAUCAGCACAACCUAUGGCGAAAGGUUAGCUGUAUGGUCCAUUGCUCAUGCUUUGAAACGUCUUCUAAACUGCAGUGAAACUGAUUGCCCUGGAGAAAGGGACUUUCCACCAUGGAAGCUUCUCAAGGAACUGAAAAAUCUCAGUUUUACUAUGGACAAUCAGACAUUCUAUUUCAAUGCAUCUGGAAAUUUCAUGAACGGCUAUGAUUUAAUUAACUGGCAACCACAAGAAUCAACUGGCCAGAGACGCUUUGUUGUUGUUGGAAAUUACAAUCUGACGGAAAAAGAAGUUAACAUUAAGGCACCCAUAUCAUGGAGUAAUCCAAGCAAUACGGUUCCUAUUUCAAUGUGCUCUGAUAUUUGCCCUCCUGGUACAGCAAAGAAACUUCUCAAAACAUCAUGCUGCCACAAUUGCACAAAAUGUUUAGAGGGUACUUACUCUAAUGAAACAAACUUACCAAAUUGCCUCCCUUGUGAAAAUGGUACCUGGUCUUUGAAAGGAUUGACUUCGUGUAAGCCAAAGGAAGAGGACUAUUGGAAAUGGGAUGGGCCCCAUGCAAUAGUUCUGCUUACAUUUACUGCAUUAGGUUAUCUGUUGUUGUUCUUCUCCCUGAUUAUCUUCUUGGUCUUUUUUGGAGAACCUGUCAUGAAACAGGCAGGGGGAAUGAUGUGUUUUGUAAUCAUGGCAGGGUUAGCACUCAGCUAUACUAGUGUCAUACUGUUUAUUGGCAAACCCAACGUUCACAUUUGCAGGGGUCGACAGAUCUUAUAUGCCUUAGGGUUCUCACUCGCAGUCUCGUGUAUUUUGGUUAAAGCUCUACGCACCUUUGCAACCUUUCUUCCACCGUAUCGCCUGAAGCGUAUAAAAAGUUUUUACAACCCCCCUGUCAUUAUAACCUGUGGUACCCUCAUUCAAGUCCUCAUCUGUAUCUUCUGGAUGAUAUUUGAUUCUCCAGUUGUGGAGACCUUUCAGUCUGACCAAAGCAUGUUGAUUACUGUACAGUGCAAUGAAGGUUCUGGCAUUGGAUUUGCCAUCAUGCUUUGCUAUAUCGCAUUGCUGGCUUUUAUCUGCUUUUCGUUGGCCUUUAAAGGGAGAAAAGUACCUCAGCGUUUCAAUGAGACCGGACACAUCAUCCUAAGCAUGCUAGUCUACCUUUUUGUGUGGGUCUGUUUCACCCCUGUGUACAUUGCUAAGAUCAAUGAGCGCUAUUCAAUUCAAGCAGCUGCUAUCUUAGUGUCAUGUUAUGGAAUUAUUUUCUGUCACUUUGCACCCAAGUGGUACAUGGCUCUCUGCAAGAAGAAAGAAGAGAUUAGUCGAGAGGCAUAUAUAGCAAAAGCCAGUAAUCACAUCAUCAUCGACUCAAUUGAUUUUAUUCCAGAGAUAACAGCAGAACCUAAUUUUAUAAUGGGAUCACAAAAUACCAUUAACUCAGUUGAUACUGGUUUGGGUUCAAUUCAGUUGACAAGGAAAGAGUUACAUCAAGAUAACAACAUAUACAAUAUGGAAUUUCCUUACCAGACAAUAAGGAAAAGACCUAGGAGAAAAUCCAUUUGAUAAGUAAUGUUAAAAGGGUCAUAUCAUUAAGAAUCUAAUCUGCCUUGAUCUUUUGAAAUAAAAGUGCUUGAUGUUCUUUGAAAACUAAAUACAGGGGUGCCCAAUCCUGUGGGGGGUGCCUGACCAGAAGUGACAGGACCCUCUAGCAGCAGGAUUGGACACUUCUGACAUACUACAACUUUCAGAAUGCAAAACAUCCUCCCAAGUUCAAAAUAAGCAUUGAAUCCCAGCUGCAAAAUGUUAUGAAUUUAAAAAAUGCAUGACCUUUUAAAAAUAUUUGUUUCUUUGAGACAUAUUAAUGAUAAAAGAAAUAGUAAAUAUUUUCUUUUCUGUGAUGUAAAAUAGUCUCUUAUGACUAACUGAAAAGUACAAAGUAUUGUAUGUAUUUUUUAUUGUAUGACAUAUACUCUUUAGUAGAUCACUGCUGACAUUAUUAUUUUGUAAAUUAUUAAUUAGUAAAUGGGCAAGUCAAUAAAAAAAUUAACAAAAUUCUUUGGUGUAAUUGGUGCCACUUAAAUAAAUCUUAUACAUUAUAUACAUGCAUAAAAAUCUUAUAUCUCAUAUUUCAGAUUUAAUAUAAAAAGACACAAAUGUACAAAUAUGUUAAUGCAAGCAGGGUGCUGUGAUCCUGUGUGUGUUGUGUUUUGUAAUUCCUUACAUGUGUUGUGAUGUGCAAUUGUGAAUUGUGUUCUAUGAAUGCAAAAUAACAUUUACCAACAUAAAUAAUAGAAUAGUAUAUGCAACUUGUAAUAUGUGGAAUGUCAAUAUGUUUUUUGUUUUUAGAAAAUAGUGAAAAAAUUAAUGUAAACAUUUUGCAAUAUUACUGUAUAUAUAAUACAAUGCCCCUCUAAAGUCCUAUUAAAAUGUUUAAAAAAAAUUAUCUGGUGCACACUGGAUUCUUUAUCCAAUAGCUGGUGUUGAUCUCUUCUGCUUAAAGGGAUAGUUCACCCAAAAAUGAAAAUUUGUCAUCAUUUGCUCACCCUCAUGUUGUUCCAAACCUUUGUUUUUUUCUUCUGUUGAACACAAAAGAAAUUAUUUUAAAGAAUGUUAUAACCAGACAGUUUACGGGAGCCAUUGACUUCCAUAGUAUUUUUGUCCUACUAUGGUAGUUGAUAGUUGGAUGAACUAUCCCUUUAAGCAAGACGCUUUGCUGGCAUUCCCCUCUCUAGCAUUGACGUCAGAACACCAAUCAGCAGCUAGGGCUGAAUACAGGUUUUUGUGCCACUGUGCUAUUACAACAGUAUAAUAAAUGUUAUUAUUAUCACUGGAUUUAUUAAAAUGUUUGAUGUCUUGUUUAAAACAAUGUGUCACAAUAA
Messenger RNA from Megalobrama amblycephala (Wuchang bream), 4024 nucleotides. RefSeq names its product G-protein coupled receptor family C group 6 member A-like. Gene Ontology annotation, biological process: G protein-coupled receptor signaling pathway. Bases 54 to 2708 code for a protein of 884 amino acids. Gene Ontology annotation, molecular function: G protein-coupled receptor activity. NCBI's taxonomy places the organism in Eukaryota, Metazoa, Chordata, Actinopteri, Cypriniformes, Xenocyprididae. The transcript is spliced from 6 exons. The record is from RefSeq and is a predicted model, not a curated record. Gene Ontology annotation, cellular component: membrane.